Molecule: messenger RNA, 735 nt
Organism: Rotaria sordida
Lineage: Eukaryota; Metazoa; Rotifera; Eurotatoria; Philodinida; Philodinidae
Source: the annotation of a GenBank genome assembly
AUGCAUCCAGAAAGUGAACAAUUUUUAGAGUUUAAAUCAUUAUAUUCAUUAGCUGAUCAUUUAAAUUGUGAUCUGGAUCAAUUACAGAAUGAACUGAAUGUUAUUAAACCAAUGAUAAAAGAUGAAAAUUUAAAAUCCAUCAUUGAAUUAUAUGAAAAGUUAAGACCAUAUAAAGAAGCAUUUCCAACAGUUAUGUCUAUGAUUACUGGAGCACUUACCAUACCUGUUUCUUCAACAACUUGUGAACGUAGUUUUAAUUACCCAGAAGCCAAAAAAGAACCUGCUAAUACUGGCAAUUAUCGACGUGGUCGCAAGGAAAAAAUUAAAGGUGUCGUUCUUCAUGGUACUGCUGGACCAAAUGCAGUUCAAUGGUUCAAAAAUCCUAAAGCAAAAGUCUCUGCACAUUAUGUCGUUGAAAAAGAUGGAAGAGUUAUUCAAAUGGUUAGUGAAGAUGAUACAGCUUGGCACGCAGGAGUAGUCAGCCCUAAUUCGAAAUAUGCAAAGGGUCCAAAUCCCAACUCAUGGCUAAUAGGUAUUGAAUUCAGUCGAGAUAGAAACAAUGCAAAUAAAAUGCCUGAAGUGCAAAUAAAAGCAGGCCUAAAAUUAGUUAAAGAUAUGAAACGAAGAUAUGGAAAACAAUUUGGCGUAUAUACCCAUGAUCAAUUUGAAACUACGAGAACAUGUCCAGGACCAAAGUUUCCCGUUAAACGUUUCAAAGAUGCUAUCAAGGGCUGA